Messenger RNA from Striga asiatica, 1902 nucleotides. NCBI's taxonomy places the organism in Eukaryota, Viridiplantae, Streptophyta, Magnoliopsida, Lamiales, Orobanchaceae. The record is from the annotation of a GenBank genome assembly.
AACAGUCGAGCUUAUCCAACUGAACUCGAGCUGUUUUCAACUAAGCGCACAUCUAAAAUAAUCGAACAUAACUCAAAAUUCGGACUUGUGAAACCCCCAAAAUCAAAGAUGCCGGAGGAGACCACGGCGAUUGAUUACGUCAUGGAGGCGGCCUCCGGCCCCCACUUCUCCGGCCUACGUCUCGACGGCCUUCUCUCCUCCUCUCCGCGCGCUUCUGGCGCCGUAACUCCAACGGCGUUUCCUCCUCCCUUAGCCGACGCCGUCGCGCUCAAGCAGCCUUUCGUGAUCGGGGUUUCGGGAGGGACGGCGUCUGGGAAGACGACGGUUUGUGAUAUGAUCAUUCAACAGCUUCACGAUCAUCGUGUAGUGCUUGUCAAUCAGGAUUCUUUUUACCGUGGUCUGACUCCUGAAGAGUUGAAGCAUGUGCAUGAGUACAAUUUUGAUCAUCCAGAUGCCUUUGACACGGAGCAGCUCCUUGAGUGUGUCGAAGAGCUGAGGUGUGGAAAACCAGUUCAAGUUCCAAUUUAUGAUUUCAAAUCACAUCAGAGGAGUUCGGAAAGCUUCCGCCAGGUGAAUGCAUCUGAUGUUAUCAUACUGGAGGGCAUCCUUGUUUUCCAUGAUCAAAGAGUUCGGAACUUGAUGAACAUGAAGAUUUUUGUUGACACUGAUGCUGAUGUGAGGCUUGCUCGUAGAAUAAGGCGCGAUACUGUUGAGAGGGGUAGGGACAUAAACUCAUAUGCAAAAUUUGUGAAGCCUGCUUUUGAUGAUUUUGUUCUGCCUUCGAAAAAAUAUGCUGAUGUUAUUAUACCCCGUGGAGGUGACAAUCAUGUUGCUAUUGAUUUGAUUGUUCAACAUAUCCACACCAAGCUCGGGCAACAUAAUCUUUGUAAAAUAUAUCCAAAUGUGUAUGUUAUACAGUCGACCUUCCAGGCAAAGAAUGCUAUUUUAUCCUUACACGAUCCAGUGACUUCUAUUUUACAGAUAAGAGGCAUGCAUACCCUGAUUCGAGACCGAGACAUUUCAAAACAUGAUUUUGUAUUUUACUCAGAUCGGCUUAUUCGCCUGGUUGUGGAACAUGGUCUUGGCCAUUUACCCUUCACUGAGAAGCAAAUUGUCACUCCAACUGACUCAUUGUAUACUGGUGUUGACUUUUGCAAGAAAUUGUGUGGCGUUUCCAUUAUUCGAAGUGGUGAAAGCAUGGAAAAUGCACUACGUGCCUGUUGCAAGGGGAUCAAAAUAGGGAAAAUCUUGAUCCACCGUGAUGGCGACAAUGGGCAGCAGCUUAUAUAUGAAAAGCUUCCCAACGAUAUCUCUGAACGCCAUGUUCUCCUCCUUGACCCUGUUCUUGCAACAGGUAACUCAGCUAACCAGGCGAUUGAGUUACUUAUACGAAAAGGAGUACCCGAAUCUCACAUUAUAUUCCUAAACCUCAUUUCGGCACCCGAAGGAAUUCAUUGUGUUUGCAAACGCUUUCCAUCAUUGAAAAUUGUGACGUCCGAGAUUGAUGCGGCACUGAAUGAAGAAUUUCGUGUUAUACCGGGUAUGGGGGAAUUUGGUGAUCGUUAUUUUGGCACUGACGAUUGAUCUUUUUUCGGGUUCACGAUCAGGCAUUUGUUGCUAUUAGUUUAUCUGCUUUCAAAAUGUAUAAAGUCUGCUAUGGUACAAAGAUUGAGAACUUGUAAUUCAAUGUAAUCUUGUGUAGAACAAAAGCCUCAUCCAGGUUUUAUCAGUAUUCAGUACAUAUUUUCUAGUGUUAUUGGCUUGCUUUGUGAGCUUAAAGCUUAUGUUAUUUCUUUUCAUUUAUGCGGUUCAAUUUGUUGUUUAUUACCAAAGGCUAUAUUGGACCAAGUCAACUGUUCUACUUUUGAACAGAAAUACAUAUCUUACUUUUUUUUUAAACUA